Neoarius graeffei (lesser salmon catfish) is the source of this 1524-nucleotide messenger RNA. It is a transcript of the gene chrm1b, whose product is annotated as cholinergic receptor, muscarinic 1b. Bases 1 to 1524 code for a protein of 507 amino acids. Gene Ontology annotation, cellular component: synapse; dendrite; plasma membrane. Gene Ontology annotation, biological process: chemical synaptic transmission; G protein-coupled receptor signaling pathway, coupled to cyclic nucleotide second messenger; adenylate cyclase-inhibiting G protein-coupled acetylcholine receptor signaling pathway. Gene Ontology annotation, molecular function: G protein-coupled serotonin receptor activity; G protein-coupled acetylcholine receptor activity. The transcript has a single exon. The record is from RefSeq and is a predicted model, not a curated record. NCBI's taxonomy places the organism in Eukaryota, Metazoa, Chordata, Actinopteri, Siluriformes, Ariidae.
AUGAGCCACACCUGUGAAUCCCAGUCUCAGGCAUCCAACAUAACAGCAGAUCUCGGGCCACUGGGGGGUCAUGAGCCUUGGGAAGUGGCCCUGAUCGUUCUUGUGACCAGUGCACUCUCCUUUAUCACCAUCUUGGGUAACUUGUUGGUGCUCAUCUCUUUCCGUCUCAACCAGCAGCUCAGAACCAUCAGCAACUACUACCUCUUGAGUUUGGCAGUGGCUGAUUUAAUCUUGGGCACAGUGUCAAUGAACCUUUACACAGCAAAUAUCAUAAGGGGUCGCUGGAUGUUGGGGCAUCUGGCAUGCGAUCUCUGGCUGGCAUUAGACUAUGUAGCUAGCAAUGCUUCGGUUAUGAACCUCCUAGUGAUCAGCUUUGACAGGUACUUUUCUGUAACAAGACCAUUAACAUAUCGGACCAAGCGGACACCCAGAAGAGCUGCGGCAUUGAUCACACUAGCGUGGGUGGUGUCAUUUGUAUUAUGGGCCCCUGCGAUCUUGUUUUGGCCCCAUUCAGAAGGACUAUUUGAGGACAAGGUGAACUGCUCUAUCCCCUUUCUAACAGUGCCUUCUUUAACUUUUGGAACAGCCAUCGCUGCUUUCUACCUCCCAGUCAGCAUCAUGAUCAUUCUAUACUGGCGAAUUUACUGGGAGAUUGAGAACAGAGCGAAAGGACUUGGCAAGUUUGUUGGUAGCAGUCAGAGUAGCUCAGUGAAAGUACCAAACAAGUGGUCCAACAGUCCCCGAAGCAGUCUCAGUAGUUCCAUUGAGACACAUCCCAGAAAGGGUCCAGAGCUUGCCAAGAAAACAUCAGUUAGUUGCUUUCCUGCAAGACAAAAGCAACUUCCUUUGGCUCCAGGAAAUCUAUCCACGCUGCCACCACCAAGUGAAACCAAUUACAGAGAGGCAUGCAGCAGCAGCUGGAACAUUGAAGAUGAGGAAGAUGACGAUGCCGCAACGUCUUCGACAAGCGGGGACGAGCAAAAACAAGACCACAAAGCAACGAUGCUGUCCACAUCAAAUCCUGCAGCAAUCAAGUUGAAGGAUCUACAAGCAACAUCACAGUAUCAGCAGGAAAUUCCAGCCUUAGCUGCCCAAGUUGAAGACCCGUUAUCCAGCCAACCCUCCAGAUACCUUCCCCUGAAAAAGAACAGACUGCUGAACCUCAGCCUCCACAAGCAGCCCAAAACCAAAAGGCGAAUAAACAUGAUCAUUCGAGAAAAGAAAGCAGCUCGGACACUGAGCGCCAUCUUAUUGGCCUUCAUCCUGACAUGGACUCCAUACAACAUCAUGGUCUUGGCUUCCAUUUCGUACUGUGUCCCUGAAAAGCUGUGGCAUCUGGGAUACUGGUUGUGCUACGUCAACAGCACCAUUAACCCCAUGUGCUAUGCUCUCUGUAACGAGUCCUUCCGAAACACUUUCAAAACACUGUUACUUUGUCGCCGUGGAGAUGCCAGAAAGUGGCAAACAAGUCACCAGAGCCGUCUUGCUUCCGAAAGGCCGAAUAAGUCAUGUAGCACAGUGUGA